Equus caballus (horse) is the source of this 6296-nucleotide messenger RNA. Lineage: Eukaryota; Metazoa; Chordata; Mammalia; Perissodactyla; Equidae. The record is from RefSeq and is a predicted model, not a curated record.
CUGGCUCCACCCCUGCCCUCUCCACACACACCCUGAAAUUGAAAACCCGGAGAACAGAGAAAAGGUUCCCCUCUUUGAAUGACAGAAACACAGCACGAUGUGGAGCUUCAGCUUGCUCCUCUUCUGGGGGUGUUGUCGUAUAUAUAGCUGUGAAACGCCCACAUCAAGCCCGCUGGGAUCAAAGUCAUGGCGUGAGAAGCUGAACUUGAAGGGGACGGCUUUUGAAACGAAUGAGUGUGUGGAUACCACCAUCUGCCCAGCUUAUGCAACCUGCACUGACACUUCAAAAAGUUAUUACUGCAGCUGCAAAAAAGGAUUCCUGUCUAGCAACGGACUGGCACAGUUCCAGGGCUCAGGAGUGGAAUGCAAAGAUAUAGAUGAGUGUUCUAAGAGGCCCACACCAUGUGGUGCUCACUCAGUCUGCAAAAACCUGCCUGGGAGAUACAAGUGCAGCUGUUUGCCUGGUUUCUCUUCUCCCACUGGAAAUAACUGGAACCCGGCAAAGCCAGGUCAUUUCUCCUGUACAGACAUCAACGAAUGCCUCUCCAGCGGGGUCUGCCCAGAGCAUUCUGAGUGCACCAACUCCUUGGGAAGCUACCGUUGCACCUGCCUACCUGGAUUCUCUUCUAGAAACUCCAUCUGUGAAGAUGUGGAUGAAUGUGCAGAUCCCAGAUCUUGCCCAGAGCAUGCGACCUGCCACAACAGUCUUGGCAGCUACUCUUGUGUCUGCAACCAAGGAUUUGUUUCCAGCAGUGGAAACGUGAGGUUCCAGGGCCAGGGAGAGACGUGUGAAGAUGUGGAUGAAUGUGCAGAUCCCAAAUCUUGCCCAGAGCACGCGACCUGCCACAACAGUCCUGGAAGCUACUCUUGUGUCUGCAACCAAGGAUUUGCUUCCAGCAGUGGAAACGUGAGGUUCCAGGGCCAGGGAGAGACGUGUGCAGAUAUAGAUGAGUGUUCUAAGAAGCCCUCACCAUGUGGUGCUAACUCAGUCUGCAAAAACCUGCCCGGGAAAUACAAGUGCAGCUGUUUGCCUGGUUUCUCUUCUCCCACUGGAAAUGACUGGAACCCGGCAAAGCCAGGUCGUUUCUCCUGUACAGACAUCAAUGAAUGCCUCUCCAGCGGGAUCUGCCCAGAGCAUUCUGAGUGCACCAACUCCUUGGGAAGCUACAGUUGCAGCUGCCGAGCUGGAUUCUCCUCUAGAAACUCCAUCUGUGAAGAUGUGGAUGAAUGUGCAGAUCCCAAAUCUUGCCCAGAGCACACGACCUGCCACAACAGUCCUGGAAGCUACUCUUGUGUCUGCAACCAAGGAUUUGCUUCCAGCAGUGGAAACGUGAGAUUUCAAGGCCAGGGAGAGACAUGUGCAGAUGUAGAUGAGUGUUCUAAAAAGCCCUCACCAUGCAGUGCUAACUCAGUCUGCAAAAACCUGCCUGGGAAAUACAAGUGCAGCUGUUUGCCUGGUUUCUCUUCUCCUACUGGAAAUGACUGGAACCCGGCAAAGCCAGGUCGUUUCUCCUGUACAGACAUCAACGAAUGCCUCUCCAGCGGGGUCUGCCCAGAGCAUUCUGAGUGCACCAACUCCUUGGGAAGCUACAGUUGCAGCUGCCGAGCUGGAUUCUCCUCUAGAAACUCCAUCUGUGAAGAUGUGGAUGAAUGUGCAGAUCCCAAAUCUUGCCCAGAGCACGCGACCUGCCACAACAGUCCUGGAAGCUACUCUUGUGUCUGCAACCAAGGAUUUGUUUCCAGAAGUGGAAACGUGAGGUUCCAGGGCCAGGGAGAGACAUGUGAAGACAUUGAUGAGUGCCUUAAUAAGCCAUGCCUUUCCAAUGCAAGAUGCACCAACACCCCCGGGAGCUACUUUUGUACCUGCCACCCUGGCUUUGCACCCGGCAAUGGACAGCUGAACUCCACAGACCAAGAAACAGAAUGUAGAGAUAUUGAUGAGUGCCUCCGAGAUCCAUCACCGUGCGGUCCCAAUUCCAUCUGCACCAAUGCCCUGGGCUCCUACAGCUGUAGCUGCAUUGUGGGCUUUCAUCCCAAUCCGGAAGGCUCCUGGAUAUAUGGCAACUUCAGCUGCGAAAGGGCUCCCUUCAAGUGUAAAGAAGAUGUGUUAGCCAGAAAUAAGCAGGUCCAUCUAUGCCAAACGAAAACAGCAGUGGAGCCUGAAGAUGUUGCCUUUUGCACACAGUUGAAUGCCGUCCUCAGCAUGCUGGAUGAUGCCUGUGAAAACACAUCUGCAGUCGUUUCUCUGAAGGAUAUGGCUGAGAACAUUUCUUCCGUGCUUGAGCAAACGUCCACCUCGUCCAACCUCACCAGAGAAGCAAUGUCCGCCCUGGCCGUAGUCUUACUGGAGAGCGUGAAAAGAACCACACUGGAAGCUUUCCUGAAUCCCUCGGGCAAUGUCAGUCAGACUAUUCGGACGGAACACUUAGAUGUUAAUAGCAGAGUUAUCAAGAACGAAUGCUCUGAAGAGAACAUGGCCUUUAGCUUGAAAGCCAAAGGGGAUAAGAUGACGAUUUCAUGCUCCACAAUUAAAGAAUCUGGAUCCACAGAGAUCAGUGGGGUGGCUUUUGUCUCCUUUGCGGGUAUGGAGUCUCUUUUGAACGAGAGCUUCUUCCGAGACUCUCAGACGCCCAUGGCCAACUCCAAGAGGAAGCUGAAGAUUAAUUCUCGUGUCGUCGGGGGCAUGCUGACAGGGAAGAAGAAAGACGGCUUCUCUGAGGCAGUCAACUACACUCUGGAGCACCUUGAGCCAAAGAAGAAGACUGAGAGCCCCAUGUGUGUUUCCUGGAGCACAGAUGAGGAGGGCGGUAGGUGGGUCCCAUCUGGCUGUGAGAUCAUUGAAGUUUCCGAGACACAUACCGUCUGCCGCUGUAAACGAAUGGCGAACCUGGCCAUCAUCAUGGCUUCUGGGGAGCUCACGAUGGAGUUCUCCUUGUUCAUCAUUAGCCACGUGGGCAUGAUCAUCUCGCUGGUGUGUCUCGUCUUGGCCAUUGCCACCUUCCUGCUCUGCCGUGGCAUUCGCAGCCAAACCACCUCCCUCCACCUGCACCUCUGCGUGUGCCUCUUCUUGGCCAAGCUUCUCUUCCUCACGGGUGUAGACAAGACUGACAACGAGACGGUCUGCGCCAUCAUCGCGGGCUUCCUGCAUUACCUUUUCCUCGCCUGCUUCUCCUGGAUGCUGGUGGAGGCCGUGGUGCUGUUCCUCACGGUCAGGAACCUGAAGGUGGUGAAUUACUUCAGCUCUCGCAACAUCAAGAUGCUGUACCUCUGUGUCGUUGGCUACGGGCUCCCAGGGGUGGUGGUGGCUGUCUUGGCCAGCGUGCAACCUCAGGGCUACGGGACGCCUGAUCGCUGCUGGCUGAAGACAGAGACAAAGUUCAUCUGGAGUUUCCUGGGGCCAGUCUGCGGAAUCAUCGUGAUCAAUUCCAUCCUCCUGACUUUGACGUUGUGGAUCCUGAAGCAGAAGCUUUCCACCGUCAAUGCUGACGUCUCGACGCUCAAAGACAACAGGUUAUUGACAUUCAAGGCCUUUGCCCAGCUCUUCAUCUUGGGAUGCUCCUGGGUCUUGGGCGUUUUCCAGAUCGGACCCAUGGCUGGUAUCAUGGCCUACCUGUUCACUAUCAUCAACAGCCUGCAGGGGGCCUUCAUCUUCAUCAUUCACUGUCUGCUCAACCACCAGGUUCGAGAAGCAUACAGGAGAUGUUUUACCAGGAAGGCCAAAUCCAGUUCCCAGGUGUCCCAGACUUCAGGGAUCUUUCUGUCAUCCAUGUCCUCCAAUUCCAAGACGGAGAGAGACUGAGUGGUUUAUGGUUAAAGCCCCUUCUUGCUUUCAAGUAUGCUAUGGAGCAACAUUUGAGCACAGCAGGUGCCUGGCAGGAGCCAACUCUGAAAUCUUCUCUUUGUGGCUUAAUUUGGAAAUGCAGGGUCUCCCCAGCCCCAGAACACUCUGGGCCAUUUGGAGCAUGGAUGGGCGGGGCGAUCCUCCCAUGGUUUCAUGUGCUGGUGAGAAACGAGAGUUUCCGUUCCAGAUUACCAUUUUAUCUUCCGUGUUCUGCAACCCUUUGAAUUUCCAGAGUUUUGUGGAAAUAAUAGACCCCAGUGCAAUGGCAUGACCAAGAACAUCUGGCUACCAUUUUGUUUUCCUCUAAGUUCUCUGGUGCAUGUCUCUAAGUGUGCCUCUCCAGCACCUGUCUCGUGCCUGACACACACAGCAGCCCUCAGGGAAUGACUUGUCAUCUGACCGACUGGCUGACGUUUUGACACAACCUCUUCCUGCUUUUAAAGGAAUGGUCAGUAAAAUGCUAAUGAGAGCCCCAGGGGAUAAAUAAGGGACACAGUCGUAGAGGCUACUUUGGCACAAACACUGAAAAGAGUUAUGUUGAUAAUCAGAAGUGAUUGAUGGAGCAGAAUUCCAGCGUUUCAUGGAGAGUUGAAGUACAUGAUGACAAAACCCUUGGGAAAACCUUCUAAUUUCUUGGGACAUUUCAAGGAAGCAACAUCCCCCUUUCUUCCAGGAACUUUUUUGUGACUUGACUAGGACUCGCACUGCUCCCAAAGUUAUCGCCAUCCCACCUUGCUCUCCGUCUCCCAUAAAAUCUUGAGGGCCACGGAGAGAAGGAGGCGAAUUUUAAAUGUAGAUCUCCUCCCUUCCACAGCCAGUCUCAAACACACCUACUCAAGGUGUGGUCCAUGGACCAGAAGCAUGAGCAUCAUUUUGUUAGAAAAGCAGCAUCAAAGGUACCACCGCAGAUCUUCGGAACCAGAACCUGCAUUUUAACAAGAUCCCCAGGGAAUUUGUGUUGUACACAGGAGUGAAUGUUCUGGCAUAUUCUAGAGUAUUCUUUUGUUUUCCAUGCUGACAGAAGAGCUUGUCUUUAAAACUAGGCAGGAAAACAUAUCCUCGACUUUGGGACUUUGCAUCUGCCAUUCUCUCUUCCUAGGACAACUUUCCUCAAAAUCGGACUAAUUUCUACCCUCUCUUCGAGUCUCAGCAUAGUCAUCAAUUUCACCAGGAAGCAUUCUCUGAAUCUCUUGAAGUAGGAUUAGGUGUCACCUCUGUGUGUCCUCUAAGGCUUCAUGAUUUCUAGCCUUGUGUGAUCAUUUCUUCUCUUCUUGAGUGUCUCCAACUGGACUGUGAGCUCCAUAAUUACAGGGAAUGGCAUUCAGUUGAUUCUCCAUAAAUAAGUUGAAUGAAUGAAUGAUUACUUUCCAUUUUGAAGAUGAAGAAUUUGAGGCUCAGAGAGGUUAAGUAACUUUGUCAGCAUCACACAGAUGACUGGGCUGGGCUUUGAGUUCCUGACCACAGAGCUCCUCUUCCAGACCCCUAGUCCUUCUCUUUCUCUUUCUUGGACCCUAGGAAUUCUUAGUUUGGGGAUACAAAGGAGAUGCUACAUAUUUACUUUGAGUCAACUUACCAUUUAGGAUUCAAUUAGCUCAGUAAUCACCCUGUGCUGAACAAUUUGAUCACAACGUUAAACUUGGUUGAUGCGGGCUCAAUCUUUGUUAUUUGUGACAGCCACGACUCGGGAGAGGGUGCUGACACAUGUUCAUUUAUGAUAGAUUGGUCUUCAAUGCUUGGCUUGUCCAGUGUUCAAUACAGAGGUGACAAUUCUAGGGGAUAUUGAAGCAAGAGAUGGCGUGGCCUUUACCAUAGCCAAUUGUGGUAGGUUGAUUGCAUCAAUGGCCUCAAGAAUGGUUUCCAUGUCUCCAUACCCCUUCCCUGGAGCUUUGUAACCAUUCCUGCUCUCACUAUGGCUUGGCCUUGAGACUUGCUUUGGCUAAUGGAAUGUCAGCAAGUGUGACUCAGACAGAGUGUGCAUUCCUUCUUGCCCGUUACACGAUAAGUCUCGCUUGUUCUUGCACCCCUGCCUCCGCCAUGAGAAUGUGCCCAGGCUGAACUGCUGGAGGGAUGUGAAAAAUGUAUGGAAGACAGUUAAGUCAUUCCAUUAUACCAGCUGAGGUUGUCCUUAAUCAGCCAUCUGACCAACUUGUAGCUGACUACAGUCACAUCCAUGAGCCCAGUCAAGAUCAGCAGACCUGCCCGGGCAACCCAGACUCAGGAGCCACAAUCAAGUACCAUUAUUUUAGGGCACAGAGUUUCAGGAGUGGUUUGUUAACGAAGUAUUCUUGGUGGAAGUUGCUAACUGAUUCAGCAACCAAUGGAUUGUCAAUGUUUUGCAUUUGACUGCAACAAUUUGGAACAUACAAAGAGGGUGAUUCGCAUCUUCAUUUCCUCUUAGCUGUCAGGAUCUGUAAAUCUAAAACGCUUGAAUAAAGUUCUUUCUGACAGAAGACUU